Pipistrellus kuhlii (Kuhl's pipistrelle) is the source of this 10773-nucleotide messenger RNA. RefSeq names its product zinc finger protein 462 (gene ZNF462). The coding region runs from base 346 to 8124 and encodes 2592 amino acids. Lineage: Eukaryota; Metazoa; Chordata; Mammalia; Chiroptera; Vespertilionidae. The record is from RefSeq and is a predicted model, not a curated record. The transcript has 14 exons. Gene Ontology annotation, cellular component: nucleus. Gene Ontology annotation, biological process: regulation of gene expression.
AACAAUAACCCGAGCAGGAAGAGGAGGAAGAGAAAGAGGAGGAUCAGGAGGCGGCGGGGCUGGAGAACCCGAAGCACCUCCCGGCGCCGGGACGCUCGCUCCUCCUGUAAGGUAGCCAUCUUGAGGAUGAGGGAAGAUGUUGGAAGAAUUUUAGAUGGACUGUUGAAGAUAGGUGAGAAAGGCUCCACGGUGGAAUGAGAACUUGGAGGAGAUUCAGAACCAAUUAAUGCAUUGUAAGGAAGCUGAUUAGACCUUGUUUCAACCAAGGAGGAAGACAGAAAGGUACCAGCUUCAACACAAACAAGGAGCACAUUGGUCCCUGAUGUGAGAGGGUAGACCCCGAUCAUGGAGGUGCUUCAGUGCGAUGGCUGUGACUUCAGAGCCCCAUCCUACGAAGAUCUCAAGGCGCACAUCCAGGAUGUCCACACGGCGUUCCUGCAGCCCACCGAUGUCGCCGAAGACAACGCGAAUGAGCCACGAUCCGGGUCCAUGAAUGCCAGUAAUCAGACGGAGGUGGAGUUCUCGUCUAUAAAGGAUGAAUUUGGGAUCGCAGAGGAUUUAUCAGGUCAAAAUGCAACCGCAUUGGGGACCGGAGGUUACUAUGGCCACAGUCCAGGAUAUUAUGGUCAGCACGUCACCCCUAGUCCCAAACCAACGAGCAAGUUUUUCCAAUGCAAGUUCUGCAUACGCUACUUCAGGUCCAAAAACCUCCUCAUCGAACACACGAGGAAGGUCCACGGGGCGCAGGCUGAAGGGAGUUCGGCGGGCCCCCCCCUUCCGGGGUCCAUAAACUACAACAUCAUGAUGCACGAGGGGUUUGGAAAGGUCUUCUCCUGCCAGUUUUGCACGUACAAGUCACCACGGAGGGCGAGGAUCAUGAAGCACCAGAAGAUGUAUCACAAAAACAGCUUGAAGGAGAUCGCCGCUCUCCCUCCCGCCCCUGUCCCCAUGCCCGACCCCGUGAUCCCGCCCGUGUCCCUGCAGGACCCCUGCAAGGAGCUGCCCGCCGAGGUGGUGGAGCGCAGCAUCCUGGAGUCUAUGGUCAAGCCCCUGACCAAGUCCCGGGGCAACUUCUGCUGUGAGUGGUGCAGCUACCAGACGCCGCGCCGGGAACGGUGGUGCGACCACAUGAUGAAGAAGCACCGCAGCAUGGUCAAGGUCCUCUCCAACCUCAGACAGGACGGGACGGGUCUCCCCGACCUGCCCAAGAACGAGCCCAGCCCCACGUCCAACUCCUCCACCUACCUGUCCAUGAACGCUGCCAGCCGGGAGGUGCCCAACGCCAGUGUCCCCAGCUUCAGGGGCUCCGUCAGCAACUCCAUCCUGAGGCCCAACUCCUCGUCCGCCUCCAAGUACUCGCCCCUGUCCUACCCGCCGAUGAAGCCGAAGUCACCUCACAACUCGGGCCUCGUUAACCUGGCGGACAGGUCCCGCUACGGGAUGGCCGACAUGACGAAUUCCCCCGCUGACCUGGAGACGAACAGCAUGCUGAAUGACUCUAGUUCCGAGGAAGAGCUCAACGAGCUGGACAGCGAGAACGGCCUCAACGCCAUGGACCACCAGGCGUCGGGCCUGUCCGCCGAGCAGCUCAUGGGCUCCGACGGCCACAAGUUGCUGGAGACCAAGGGGAUCCCCUUCCGGAGGUUCAUGAACAGGUUCCAGUGCCCCUUCUGCCCUUUCCUCACCAUGCACCGCCGCAGCAUCUCCCGGCACAUAGAGAACAUCCACCUGUCCGGCAAGACGGCGGUGUACAAAUGUGACGAGUGUCCGUUUACUUGCAAGAGCUCGCUCAAGCUGGGGGCCCACAAACAGUGUCACACGGGUACGACGUCCGACUGGGAUGCCCUGAACUCCCAGAGCGAGAGCAUCGCCGCCUCCAUGAACGAAGGGGUCGUGUCCUACGACAGCCCGAGCAUCAACGGCAGGAAGUCGGGAGUCAUGCUGGACUCCCUGCAGCAGCAGCCGCCGCCGCCCCCACCACCGCCACCACCGCCGCCUCCAUCGCAGCCUCAGCAGCUGCCGCCGCCGCAUCAGCUGCCCCCCCAGCCCCAGCCCCCGCCGCCGCCGCCGCCCCCCGUGCCAGCCCCGCCCCUGCACCCGUACAAGUGCACCAUGUGUAACUACUCCACCACCACUCUGAAAGGGCUACGCGUCCAUCAGCAGCACAAGCACUCCUUCUGCGACAACUUGCCAAAAUUCGAGGGGCCGCCCCCCGGCCUCCCGUUGGAAAGCGAGGCGGACGGCCACCCCUCUUCCAGCAACACUGUGAAGAAAAGCCAGACCUCAAUCCUCGGGCUGUCCUCCAAGAACAACUUCGUGGCCAAGGCCCCCCGGAAGCUGGCCAGCGACUUCCCCCUCGACCUGUCGCCCGUGAAGAAGCGGACGAGGAUCGACGAGAUCGCGAGCAACCUGCAGAGCAAGAUCAACCAGAGCAAGCAGCUGGAGGACGCCGUGAUCAACGUCGAGGACGACGAGGAGGAGAUGGAGGAGGACCACGAGGUGGAGAUCGAGGUGGAGCUGGACCGGGAGGAGGAGCCGCCGGAGCCCCCGGUCCUGGAGGUGCCCCCGCCCUUCGCCGCGCAGCCCAUCUGGGUGCGGGACGCCGGCGGCGAGCCCCAGAAGGAGCCCCCCGGCUUCCGAAGCGUCAGCCACGACUACAGCGCCACCAACGGGGCCGAGAUCGAGCUCACGCUCUCGGAGGACGAGGAGGACUACUACGGCUCCUCGGCGAACCUGAAGGAUCACCAGCUCCCCGGCACCGCUCUGCUCAACGCCCAGGUCCCCCUGUACGGCCCCGAGCACAACAGCGAGAGCACGGACUUCGGCGACUCCGGGAGGCUCUACUAUUGCAAACACUGUGACUUCAACAACAAGUCCGCCCGGAGCGUCAGCACCCACUACCAGCGGAUGCACCCGUACAUCAAGUUCAGCUUCAGGUACAUCCUGGACCCCAACGACCACAGCGCGGUGUACCGGUGCCUGGAGUGCUACAUCGACUACACCAACUUCGAGGACCUGCAGCAGCACUACGGGGAGCACCACCCCGAGGCCAUGAACGUCCUCAACUUCGACCACUCGGACCUGAUCUACCGGUGUCGCUUCUGCUCCUACACGAGCCCCAACGUCCGGAGCCUGAUGCCGCACUACCAAAGAAUGCACCCCACGGUGAAGAUCAACAACGCCAUGAUCUUCUCCAGCUACGUGGUGGAGCAGCAGGAGGGGCUGAGCGCCGAGUCCCAGACGCUGAGGGAGAUCCUCAACUCGGCGCCCAAGACCCUGGCCACGUCCACGCCCGUGGCGGCUCGCAGCGGCAGCGGCCUGGCCUUCGGCAAGGGCACCCCCCCCAAGACCUUUCCUCCAGAAUGUGAAAACCAGAAGGACCCCUCCGUGAGCACUGUGGUCGUCUACGACUGCGACGUGUGCUCCUUCGCCAGCCCCAACAUGCACUCCGUCCUGGUCCACUACCAGAAGAAGCACCCCGAGGAAAAGGCCUCCUACUUUAGGAUCCAGAAAACCAUGCGCAUGGUGUCUGUGGACAGGGGCGCCGCCCUUGCCCAGUUGUCGUUUGAGGUGGGUGCCCCCAUGUCUCCCAAAAUGUCCACCAUGGGUUCCCCGCCUCCCCCCCCGCCGCCCCCGCCACCAGACCUCAGCACUGAGCUUUACUACUGCAAACACUGCUCCUACAGCAAUCGGUCCGUUGUGGGAGUGCUUGUCCACUACCAGAAAAGACACCCCGAGAUAAAGGUCACUGCCAAGUACAUCAGGCAGGCCCCCCCGACGGCCGCCGUGCUGAGGGGGGCCGAGGGGCCCCAGGGCUCCCCGCGGCCGCCCGUCCCCAUGCCGCCCCUGGGCGGCCGCGGCGGGGGCAGCUCGGAGAGAGACGGCCCCCUGGCGGCGGCGGAGACCGAGAUGUUCUUCUGCCAGCACUGUGAUUACGGGAACCGGACGGUCAAAGGGGUACUCAUCCACUACCAGAAGAAGCACCGGGACUUCAAGGCCAACGCCGACGUGAUCCGGCAGCACACGGCCACCAUCCGGAGCCUCUGCGACCGGAACCAGAGGAAGCCCGCCGCCGCCGCCACCACCGCCGGCGGCUGCAUGCUGGCCGCCCCCUCGGGCGCCGCGGAGCGGGACAAGGCGAAGCUGCGCGCCCUCAAGUGCAGGCAGUGCUCCUACACCUCCCCCUACUUCUACGCCCUGAGGAAGCACACCAAGAAGGACCACCCCGCCCUCAAGGCCACGGUCACGUCCAUCAUGCGGUGGGCCUUCCUGGACGGCUCCAUCGAGGCCGGCUACCACUGCGAGUGGUGCAUCUACUCGCACACGGAGCCCAGCGGCCUGCUCCUGCACUACCAGCGGAGGCACCCCGAGCACUACGUGGACUACACCUACAUGGCCACCAAGCUGUGGGCCGGGCCGGACCCCUCCCCGCCCUCCCUCCUGAUGCCCGCCGAGGCCAAGACCUACCGCUGCCGGGACUGCGUCUUCGAAGCCAUCUCCAUCUGGGACAUCACCAACCACUACCAGGCGUUCCACCCGUGGGCCAUGAACGGGGACGAGUCCGUGCUGCUGGACAUCAUCAAGGAGAAGGACGAGAACCCCCUGCCGCCGUCCGACGACCUGGCGGGCCCCGUGAACUGCGAGGGCAGCCUGCCCGCCCCCCUCGCCGCCGAGCAGGACGCGGAGUGCCCCGAGGACGCCCGCCUCACCCCCGAGAAGGGGCUCCAGCUCUCCUCGGCCAACCCCGCCAUCAGCUCCACGCCGUACCAGUGCACCGUGUGCCAGUCCGAGUACAACAACCUGCACGGCCUGCUGACCCACUACGGCAAGAAGCACCCGGGCAUGAAGGUGAAAGCCGCCGACUUCGCCCAGGACGUCGACAUCCACCCGGGCGCCGUCUACAAGUGCCGGCACUGCCCCUACAUCAACACCCGCAUCCACGGCGUCCUCACCCACUACCAGAAGCGGCACCCGGCCGUCAAGGUGACCGCCGAGGACUUCGUGCACGACGUGGAGCAGCCGGCCGACCUGGCCCAGAGCGACGUGGAGGAGACGAGCCGCAUCUUCAAGCAGGGCUUCGGCGCCUACCGCUGCAAGCUGUGCCCCUACACGCACGGCACGCUGGAGAAGCUCCGGAUCCACUACGAGAAGUACCACAACCAGCCCGAGUUCGACGUCUUCUCCCCGUCGCCCCCCAAGCUGCCGCUGUCCCUCGCCGAGCCCGACAUCACCACCACCACCAGUGCCGCUGCCACUGCCGCCGCCGAGGCGAGCCCCUCCCAGGUCUCCGCUGCCGAGGAGGAGGUGGGGGGCGAGGAGCCCGUGCCCGCCGCGCACUUCUCUACCUCGCACCUGGCCUCGCACACGGUGUUCCGGUGCCAGCUCUGCAAGUACUUCUGCUCCACACGCAAGGGCAUCGCCCGGCACUACCGCAUCAAGCACAACAACGUGCGCGCCCAGCCCGAGGGCAAGAACAACCUCUUCAAGUGCGCCCUGUGCUCCUACACCAACCCCAUCCGCAAGGGGCUGGCGGCCCACUACCAGAAGCGCCACGACAUCGACGCCUACUACACCCACUGCCUGGCCGCCUCCCGCACCAUCAGCGACAAGCCCAGCAAGGUCAUCAUCCCGUCGCCGCCCAAGGACGACUCCCCGCAGCUCAGCGAGGAGCUGCGGCGGGCGGUGGAGAAGAAGAAGUGCUCCCUGUGCUCCUUCCAGUCCUUCAGCAAGAAGGGCAUCGUGUCCCACUACAUGAAGCGCCACCCGGGGGUCUUCCCCAAGAAGCAGCACGCCAGCAAGCUGGGGGGCUACUUCACGGCCGUGUACGCCGACGAGCCCGAGAAGCCGGCGCCCCCGCCGCCUUUGCUGCUGUCGGAAGAGGAGGAGAGGGGCGGCCCGGAGAGAGCCGCCGAGGUGGAGGGGGGAGGAGGAGGCGGCGAGGCGCAGGAGAUGGAGUGGCUGCCGUUCCGCUGCAUCAAAUGCUUCAAGCUGUCCUUCAGCACGGCCGAGCUGCUGUGCAUGCACUACACCGACCACCACAGCCGGGACCUCAAGAGGGACUUCGUCAUCCUGGGCGGUGGCGGCGGCGGCCCCCGGCCGCAGGGCGCCGCCUACCAGUGCAAGCACUGCGACAGCAAGCUGCAGAGCACCGCCGAGCUGACCUCGCACUUGAGCGUUCACAACGAGGAAUUCCAGAAGCGUGCCAAGCGUCAGGAGAGGAGGAAACAGCUUUUGAGCAAGCAGAAAUAUGCAGAUGGUGCUUUUGCAGAUUUCAAACAAGAGAGGCCUUUUGGUCACUUAGAAGAGGUGCCAAAGAUCAAGGAGCGGAAGGUGGUGGGCUACAAGUGUAAAUUCUGUGUGGAAGUGCACCCGACGCUCCGGGCCAUCUGCAACCACCUGCGGAAGCACGUCCAGUAUGGCAGCGUCCCCGCCGUGUCCGCCGUGAAGCAGGAGGCUGAGGACCCUGCCCACUUGUUCCUGGACGGACUGGACGCAGCCAAAGAUGCAAGUGGCGCCCUGGUGGACCGGGUGGAUGGUGAACACUGCUUGCUUGAUGGAAUGUUGGAGGAUGAUACCCGGCCGGGGGGAUACCAUUGUAGUCAAUGUGACCGAGUGCUGAUGUCCAUGCAGGGGCUGCGUUCUCACGAGAGGAGCCACCUGGCCCUGGCCAUGUUCGCCCGCGAGGACAAGUACAGCUGCCAGUAUUGCUCCUUUGUCUCCGCGUUCAGGCACAAUUUGGAUCGCCAUAUGCAAACCCACCACGGACACCAUAAACCAUUCCGAUGCAAACUCUGCUCUUUCAAGUCCUCCUACAACAGCCGCCUAAAAACACACCUACUCAAGGCUCAUGCUGGUGAACAUGCCUACAAAUGUUCUUGGUGCUCCUUCUCCACCAUGACAAUCAGCCAGUUAAAGGAACACUCCCUCAAGGUCCACGGGAAAGCCCUGACGCUGCCCAGGCCUCGGAUCGUCAGCCUGCUCUCCUCCCACAACCACCACGCCGCCCAGAAAGCUGCCCCGGCAGAAGAAGUGGAAGACUCCAAUGACUCGUCCUACUCGGAGCCCCCCGACGUGCAGCAGCAGCUGAACCACUACCAGUCGGCCGCGCUGGCGAGGAACAACAGCCGCGUCAGCCCCGGGCCGCUCUCCGGGGAGCAGAAGGCCGAGGCGGUGCUCCACUGCGAAUUCUGUGAAUUCUCCUCGGGCUACAUCCAGAGCAUCCGGCGCCACUACAGGGACAAGCACGGCGGCAAGAAGCUCUUCAAGUGCAAGGACUGCUCUUUUUACACGGGCUUCAAGUCUGCCUUUACUAUGCACGUGGAAGCCGGGCACUCGGCCGUGCCCGAGGAGGGCCCCAAAGACCUGCGCUGCCCCCUCUGCCUCUAUCACACCAAAUACAAGCGCAACAUGAUCGACCACAUCGUGCUGCACCGAGAGGAGCGUGUGGUCCCCAUCGAGGUGUGCCGGUCCAAGCUGUCCAAGUACCUGCAGGGCGUGGUCUUCCGCUGCGACAAGUGCACCUUCACCUGCUCCAGCGACGAGAGCCUCCAGCAGCACAUAGAAAAGCACAAUGAACUGAAGCCGUACAAGUGCCAGCUCUGCUACUACGAGGCCAAGCACACGGAGGAGCUGGACAGCCACCUGCGGGACGAGCAUAAGGUGAGCCGGAACUUCGAGCUGGUUGGACGGGUCAACCUGGACCAGCUGGAGCAGAUGAAGGGCAAGCUGGAGAGCUCCAGCAGCGAGGACGACGACAAGGAGGAGGAAGUGGGCAAGGCCGAGGACAGAGAUCUGAUGAGGUUUGCUGACCGCGGGGCUGCCAUGAACGCUCAGAAGCGCUUUCCGUGUGAAUUCUGCGGGCGGGCGUUUUCCCAGGGCUCCGAGUGGGAGAGGCACGUGCUGAGACACGGCAUGGCGUUGAAUGACACCCAGCAGGUGAGCAGAGAAGAGAUCCAGCUGCAGGAGAGCGUACAGGACGGCGUGAAGAUGCCCUGCAUAGAGGAGAAGGAGGACGACGUCGAGGCGCUCGGGAUGGACUUUUCCCUCAAGAGCGAGACAGUAGCCAUCUGCGUAGUCGCUGCCGACAGAUCCCUCCUGGAGGACGCCGAGGCCGAGAAGGAAUAAAGCGCGGGGUGGAAUUCUGGAUCCCAACCUUACUUGAACUGUGAUGCGAAGUGGGAGGGCCAGCUCGGGCUGAGACCUGGGGGACAGAGAAGAGGAAGACAGAACAAAGCUGCUUUUUCGGACUGAACAAUCUAUUUUCAAAGCACUGGUACCUGUGUGAGUGAGUAUGUAAAUUAAAGUUAUUUAAAUGGUUGGAAUAUGUGGCUCCUUUUCCAUCACUACACCUUCCCUCCCGGAUCUUCAGCGUGGAAGUGCCGCUGGCUUGCGGGACGCGCAGGGCCUCCCGGGCACGGCGUGCCUUGCGGCGGCUCGGACAGUGCGUGGAAACAAGCUCCGAGGCGAUAGAAGACUUCUUAGGGGAACAACAUUUUUCUGACGCACAACUUUCCGUGCGUUUUUCUAGUUUUCAUACCUUAAGCUUUUUUCAAGACCUAACUGCCGCUUUGGGAAAAAACAAACAAACAAACAAAAACAAAACAGAAAACAAAAAAACUGCUUUGCCUAAAAACAGUCACCUGUUUCCUAGUACCUCAAACUUAACCAAGGGAAUUCUCUGCAUUUGUCAGUACUACCUGUCGUCGCCGUGGUUAAAUGUAGAGAGAACUGCUGGGCAAGAUGGUGAAUGGAGAAAGAAAAAGAAAAAAAAAAAAAGAGUUUUAAAGAAAGGAACACAAAUUGUGCUUAAAAUCCCCAUGUGGGUUUUAUUUCUUAAAAUACUGUGAUUUUUUUAAUUAUUUUAGUAAAAAACAAAACAAAAAAAAGAAACAGACUUUAAUUAUUAGAUAACUGUUUGUGAAUUGUCAUCCUUUAUCCCAGGUAAGCUGUUUAUUAGUGUUCAGCUAUGAUUUAAGACUUUGGUAGAUUCAUACAAGCUAAUUUUACAGUGACUGUGGAGUUCCGUUUGCCACAUGUUCAUUUUUCUAUCAGCUUGAGUGUUACAAACACAGCACAAUUCAGUUUUUCAUAUAAAUUGUUUUUCUUUGUGUGUGUGUGUGUGUGUGUGUGUGUUGAUAUUGUUUUAAUUUGGGGCAAGGGAGAUUUAGGGGGUUUUUUUGUGUGUGUGUGUGUGUGAAUAGGAAUGUUUUUAUUUUAAACAUGGAAAUAACAAAGAACUUUUUUUUUUUUUUUUUUAAUUUAAAGAACCAAACUUUUGGCACAGCUAUGCAGCUUGUGGGCCAGACGAGGAAGUCCUCUUCACCCUUUUGUUGCUUGUCAAACUAUCACAUUAUCCGUCUCACACAAGUACUUCCUGUUAGGAUGGGCUGGCUUUUGUGCGUGAUUUCAAAUCUGUUUUGCUUUUGUUUGCAAUGUGUUGUGUUUUUAUUUGGGGGGUAGGGGUUCUCAUUUAAUUUGCGGGAUAAGGGAACCCCAUCCCUUUGGUGAGAAUGGACAAGAAAUACUUGCAUCCUACAAGGAACCUGGAGAACUACUUUUUUGUUGUUUGUUUAAAUCUAGCUGCCAGCUGCUCCGUUUCCCCGUCUUAGCUUUUUCAGGAGGGAGCAGCAUAGACUAAAUCUAAGUCUACAUUUAUAAUAUGUUCUGAUUGUGAACAGAGAGUUUUUGUUACAAAAAGUAGAAAAGAACUUUCCUUGAAGCCUAGGUUUUAGAAGCCUGUGAGCUUGCGUGCUUGGAUGUCUAUGUUCUCGUGCGUGUGUGUGUGGGUGUGAGAGAGAGGAGUGUGUGUGUGUGAGUCCUUUGGUUUUCAUGUUUUUUGUUUUUGUUUUGUUUUUUUACUUGGAAGGGUUGGGGGAGGGGGAGGGAAGAAAGGGAAGGGAAUUGCGGAGAUGACAGUGUCCCACAUAGCUUCAAAUAAAAUCCAUGGAAAGAUACUGCAUUUGUGGAAUAAGUGCUUACUUGAAAAGCAUGUUCUUUAUUUUCUUGCUAUUAAGAUUUUUUUUUUUUGUAGGGCAUUUUUUUUUUUUUUUUUAGGGAUGAGGGCCAUCAUGUGGAAACCAGAAAAUGGGAAAAGUGUGAACUAUCUAAGCAGAGAUUUUGUUUCGUGUCCAUAUUUGUUUUUAAUUGUCCUCAUUUCAAAUGCAUUAAAACAGUUCCAUACCUGGAUGGAUUGGGUAUUUGUAAUGGUUACCAAAAAACAAACAAAGAAAAAAAGGCAAAGAGAGAAAAAGGAAAAAAAAAGAAAAAAAAAAGAAAGAAAAUAAUUGUGACAUGCUUUUAUCACUACUUUAUUUUUCAAAUAACAUGUAAAUAUUGUAAUCCAUUGGAUUUUGUUUUGCUAACCUGUUAAUAAAAAUAUGGGACCAUUAUCCUUGUAACAAGGCUAGAAUGUCAUUUUUUUUCUUUUUUUCAAACAUAUACCUGAUAUUUUGUGGCCGCACAUUUUGGAUGCAUUAUUAUAAUUCUGUUGACUGUAAUGACAUAGACUUUACAACAUUUUUUUGUUUAAUUUAUACAGAGGACAUUUUUUUUUUCAGAGUUUGAGAGAAGAAAGUAAAUAGCAAAAUGAGAACCUAUUGACUCCAAUAAUCAGUGUUUCCCAAUACUUGAUGAAAAGAUAGGGAGAUCCUGAGUUCUUGAAGCCAAGGGUUUAAAAACAAAACAAAACACAAAAACACACAAGUAGGUUAUUCAAGUUGUUUGCAACAUACAUUUUGUAAUAAAAUGUGAGAAAUUAAUAAAGAAUUUUUUUCA